This is a messenger RNA of Zonotrichia leucophrys gambelii, 978 nucleotides long. It is a transcript of the gene DUSP13A, whose product is annotated as dual specificity phosphatase 13A. Lineage: Eukaryota; Metazoa; Chordata; Aves; Passeriformes; Passerellidae. Gene Ontology annotation, molecular function: MAP kinase phosphatase activity; protein tyrosine/serine/threonine phosphatase activity. The transcript has 3 exons. The record is from RefSeq and is a predicted model, not a curated record. Gene Ontology annotation, biological process: protein dephosphorylation; negative regulation of MAPK cascade. Gene Ontology annotation, cellular component: cytoplasm. The coding region runs from base 130 to 753 and encodes 207 amino acids.
GCUGCCCGCACCUGCCCCAGCCCGUCUCGCAGCCCCCCUGGCACCGAGCGGGGCUGGCAGCGCCCCUGUGCCGCUCUGUGCCUUGCUCCGGCCGGCGGGAGGGAGCGGCGUCUCGCCCCGGAUCUCAGCAUGGCUGGCGCCGGGGCGCCGGGCACCCAGGACCCUGAAGGCGCUGGGACAUGCCCGGAGGAUGUCCCCUCCCUCAAGGAAAUAGAGCAGCUCCUGAACACUGGGCGGCCCUCUUGCAAUCACGUUGAUGAAGUAUGGCCUAAUCUCUUCUUAGGGGACCUAGUAACAGCAAACAAUAGAUUUGUUUUGUGGAAGAUGGGUGUGACCCAUGUUUUAAAUGCUGCCCAUGGCACAUCAUACAGCCACGGAGGCCAGGACUUUUAUGGAGCAACCAUUGAUUAUUAUGGUGUACCCGCCCAUGACCUGCCAAGCUUUGAUAUCAGCCAGUUCUUUUUCUCUGCUGCACAAUUUAUCCACAAUGCCUUGAACACACCAGGAGCCAAAAUAUUGGUACACUGUGCAGUUGGAGUAAGCAGAUCAGCUUCUCUAGUCUUAGCAUAUCUCAUGAUAAAUCACCACCUCCCGUUACUUGAAGCCAUCAAGACAGUGAAGGAGCAUCGAUGGAUUUCACCCAACCGUGGUUUUCUGAAGCACCUGCGAAACCUGGAUGCUCAGCUACGGCAGAGGAAGGACUGGAACAAAGGAAGGACUGCUGAACAGGCAACCCCAUCUACAUUCACUUGAGUGAGUUUCAUCCUUCAGAACAGCUGUGCACAUACAACUUCCCAUGAUCAGUGCACAUUACAAAAAUGAAGACAAUUAUGCAUAGACAUAAAUGGCCAAGAGAAUGAUAAAUGGAUUAAUUCUGAUAGCUCAGUUCCUCCAAAACCAGCACAGCCAACAGCAGCACCAUUACCACUGCACAGGGUGGAACUGCUGUGCCUUGAGUGGUCCUACUGGAUGAAUCCA